Molecule: messenger RNA, 4566 nt
Organism: Closterium sp. Naga37s-1
Lineage: Eukaryota; Viridiplantae; Streptophyta; Zygnematophyceae; Desmidiales; Closteriaceae
Source: the annotation of a GenBank genome assembly
AUGUUGCGCUCUGCAUCCCCGCGUUUGAGCGGGCUGCCGCAGCUCGCGGGGCGCACGGCGGCGCACCGGCGGCUUCUCCUGACGAUCUGCCUCCUCGUUGCUUUGCCGGUGCUGCUGUGUCGUCACCAGCGCCUCUCCUGUGCCGGCCCAUCGUCCCCCGCUCGCCCUCCCCUCCUUAUCUCCCCCUUUCCCCGUCUCCCCAUCCCCCCAGCCCCGCAGACCUCCAGUGCCGACCUCCAGUGCCGGUGCUGCUGUGUCGUCGCCAGCGCCUCUCCUGUGCCGCCCCAGCUGCUCCCAAUAGAGUGCGCUCACUCUUUCCUGCUGCACCUAUGCACCGCAUUCGACCCAUCCUAUCUCAUCCGACAUCCCACUGAUUCACCCCAGCUGCCCCCGAAAGAGUGCGCCCACUCUCUCCUGCUGCACUCCUGCCCCGCAUUCAACCCAUCCGAUUUCAGUCCACCACCCACACCCACUGAUCCACCCCAGCUGCUCCCAAAAGAGUGCACCCACUCUCUCCUGCUGCAUUCCUGCACCACAUUCGACCCAUCCGAUCUCAGCCAACAAACCACUGAACCGCCCCAGCUGCUCCCAUCCGAGUGCCCCCACUCUCUCCUGCUGCAUUCCUGCACCGCAUUCGACCCAUCCGAUCUCAACCAGCAACCCACUGAACCACCCCAGUUGUACCCAUUACAGUGCCCACACCCUCUCCUGCUGCACUCCUGCUCUGCAGCUGAAGUCCCGAAUUUCAGCCUACCACCCACCGACCCACCCCGGUCCCACCUGUCCAGUAUCCGCCUAUGCCUACCAAAGCAGGGGUGCAGAGAUGAGGCGAUUGAAGGAAAGAGGCAAGAGGGAGAGGGGAGUGAGAGCGAGAGGGGUGGUGUGGGUAGGGAAGAGGGUGAGAGAACGGGAGAGACACAGCAGCAGGAGGGGCAGUUGCAGCAGCAGCAACAGCAGCAGGAGCAACAGCAGCAGGAGCAACAGCAGCAGGAGCAACAGCAGCAGGAGCAACAGGAAGUGAAAGGAAAGGAAGUAAGGGAAGCCAUUCGGGAGGCACAGGAGGAAGGGGAAAGUGCAGGCAUAAAAGUAGCCGCACUAUUUCUGUGUCUCAGUGGCAGCAAGAUGACUUCUGGUUCGGCUCACAAGUCCCCUGAGGAAGGAGAAGCACCAGAGAGGGGGGAAAGUGCGGUCACAAGAGGGGGAACGCUGUUUCUGUGUCUCAGUGGCAGCAAGGUGGCGUCUGAGUCAGCCCACAAGCCACCUGAGGAAGAAGAAACAGCAGGCAGAGGACCGGCUCGUCAGAAGGCAGGAGCAGGCGUUGAGAGGGGUGCUGUGCCUUUUGAGGCGCGUCAAAAGGCGGGAGGAGCUGUUGCAAGGGGUGGUGUGGGGUUUGAGGCUCGUCAGAAGGCAGGAGCAGGCGUUGAGAGGGGUGCUGUGCCUUUUGAGGCGCGUCAAAAGGCGGGAGGAGCUGUUGCAAGGGGUGGUGUGGGGGUUGAGGCACUUCAAACGGCAGGAGCAGGCGAUGAGAGGGGUGGUGUGGGGUUUGCGGCGCGCCAAAAGGUGGGAAGAGCUGUUGCAAGGGCGGUUGUGGACAUGGGGGAGAGCUGUGUCAAGGAGCACAAGGAGAUGGUUACCAAGCUGACUCAUAACAUGUUACCCCUCUCUGCCCUUCUCCUCCUCCUCCCCGUUGGCAGACAUGGGAUGGGGGAGAGCUCCGUCAAGGAGGCGGGUGGCUCUGCUGCGUGUGAGGCCUCUAUUUUUGAGACAUGGGGGAGAGCUGUGUCAAGAAGGCGGGUGGCUCUGCGUGUGAGGCUGAGUGGGCAGGCACGCAGUGCCACGUCAGCAGGCGCCACGUCAGCAGGCCAGGCACCAGCUCAACCUCCUGCCGCCGAACCUCCUGCUGCACCUCCUCCCGAACCUCCUGCCGCACCUCCUCCCGAACCACCUGCAGCUGCACCUCCUGCCGAACCUCCUGCAGCGGCCUCUCCUCCUUCCGAACCUCCUGCCGCUGCCCCCUCUCCCCUCCCCACUGCCCCAUCCCCCGAUAUUGCUACUCCCCCCUCACUCCCCCCAGCCUCUCCCCCUGCACUUCCCCCCACCUCUCCCCUUGCACUUCCCCCUGCCUCUCCCCCUGCGCUUUCCCCCGCCUCUCCCCCUGUCCUCCCCCCAGCCUCCCCCCCUGCCCUCCCCUUCGUCCCCCCUCCUUCUCCCCCUCCCCCAGACCUAGGCACCCUCACUCCUACUGCUGAUUCCCCUCCCCCCUCCUCCCCCUCCUCUCCUAUAUCCUCUCAAUCCCCCCCUCCCCCCUCCUCUCGCACCCCUCCUAUCUCUCUCAUUCCUAGUACCUCCACCUCCUAUCCUCCUCCUCCCCCUCCCCAAACUAUUUCCAACCCCACUCUCCCCCCUUCUGCUGAUCCCCCAUCGCUUCUUUCCCCCUCUCCUGCUGCUUCCCCUGCCCUCCCCCCCGAGCUUUCCCCCUCUCUUCCCCCUGUAGGUUCCCCUUUCCCCUCUCUCCCCUCCGCCCCCGCCCCCGCCCCUUCCCCUGAUUUCCCCACCCCCAUCUCCCCUGCCCCUUCCCCUGCCCUUGCCCCAGCGCCCUCUGCAACCGCCCUUCCCCCUGAGCUUCCCCCAGCUGCUUCCCCCCUUCCCCCGGAUCCCCCCCAACCUCCCCCUCACCCGCACAGACCCCCUAAACGUCACCCCCCACGCGCCCCCAACCGCCCUCCCCCUUCCCAGCCUCCUGCUGAACCUCCUGCCGUACCUUCUGCCGAACCUCCGUGCCUUUCCCCUGCUCCCAGCCCUUCCCCCUCCGCCCCUGCUGUCUUCCCCCGUUCUCCUUCCCCCGCACCUCUCUCCCCCCAGCCCCAUCGUUUCCCCCCAACUGCCCCCACUCUCUCCACCCCUUCCUCAUCCCCUCCUCCUCCCCUUCAUCCUCCUCCUCCCCCACCUCCUUCCUCCUCUCACCCUCCAUCCUCACUCUACCCCCCUCCGCACACUCUCCCCCAUCCCCCUCCCUCACUCCCCCCUCCCCUGCCAGAUUUCCUUCCCCAUCCCCCUCCCCAUCCCCCUCCCCCUCCGCUCCAUCACCCUAUAAAACACCACCCCCCUCUCUAUGCCGGCACACCCCGCAGCUUUCCACCAGUCACCCUCACAACCCCCCCUCCUCCUCCCCCUCCUCCUUCCCCUCCUGCUCCCUCUCCUCCUCCCCUCCAAUCCACCCCUCCUCCUGGAGUUCUCACCCCUUCUCUUCCUCCUUCACUGCUUCCUCCUCCCCCUCCGCCGCUUUCGCCUCCUCCAUUCACCAUCGGCCCAUCAAGCCCUGCCGUUGUCCUGCCGUCACCACCACCGCCACCGCCGCUCAUCCUUCCGCCCCCACCUCCCGACAGCCGAACACCGCCGCUCAUCCUUCCGCCCCACCUCCUGACAGCCGAACUCGCCUCCACUCCUCCUUUCACUCCUUACACAACGUCCCCGUGUUUGGGCGCAAGCUCGCCUCUCCCCUCCUCCUGCAGCCCUCUCAGGCGCCUCAAAAUGCAAGCUCGCCUCUCCCCUCCUCCUCCUGCAGCCCUCUCAGGUGGAGACUGCCCCCCCUGCCCAUCCCCGACCGUCCUCCUCCCAGCCGCAUCCCCCUCCCUCCCCUGCUCCUGCGCCCUCCCAAUGGUUUUGAUUGCUCGCCUGCACUCCUCCUUCGACUCCUUCCUACACAACGUCCCCGUGUUCGCCCAAGAGGUCGCCUCUCCCCUCCUCCUACAGCCCACACAAGUGGAGGUCUGGGCUGUCACGUACGAUCCAGAUCCUACGGCGCUUGUGGUUACUGCGUAUUUCCUGCCAGUGGAAGGGGAAGGGGCAACAACAGCAGCAGCAGCAGCAGCGGAGGCUGGGGCAGGAGCAGCAGCAGCAGUGGAAUGGGACGAAGCGGCGGAGGUAGCAGGGGCAUCAUCAGGAGCAGCGGAGGCAGGGGGUUUAGUGAGGCGCCUCAAGAGCGAUCCAAUGCAAGCAGCAGAGAAGGAAGCUGUGAAAGCAGCAGCGUCAAGUAGCGGUGGGAUGAGCUUCGAAAGAAGCAAGGGGGACCAAGACAGGGCUGAAGAGACGAGGAUUUCACGUGUCUUGGAGAGAGCAGGAAAUCAGAAAUCCCAGGGGAAGCUGCCGGUGCAGCUGAAUCGGACUGAGGUAGCGGAAGGAGGGUUAGUAGUGGAAGCAUCAGAGGAGAGGCAUUCACGUGUGUUGGCGAGAGCAGAGAAUCAAAACUCCCAGGGGAAGCUGCUGGUGCAGCUGAAUCGGACCGAGGUGUCGAGGAUUCGACAGGUGUUGCUGGGGGGACAAGUUGAGCCGGACCCGAGUCAACCUUUCCUCAGCCCUCCUCCUCCUCCUUCCCCCGAUCAGCCUCUCUCUCCCACCAUCACCACUAAUAGCACCAACACUAGUGACUCAUCCUCCCCUCUCAUCUUCCCUCCUUUCGUCCCCCUCUCUCUUUUUUGUUCCCUGCCCCCUCUCAGGUCAACCAUUCCCCAGCCCUCCUCCUCCUCCCUCUCCCGAUCAGCCACUCUCACCCACCAUCACCUCUAA